CCGAGGACGUGAAUUCGCUGCCACUGUUGAACACUGGAGGGAGGCCUGCCACUGCUCCUGGCAGACAUGAAGUCGUACUUCUGGUGUGUCUUGGCCCUCGGCUUCCAAAUCGGAGUUUUAACAGGAGAAAUCAAUGACUCAGCCAACCAUACGAUGUUUUCGUUUCACAGUGGACGUAUCCAGAUUUCUUGUAAAUACCCCGAGACCGUCCGACAGCUCAAAAUGAAGUUAUUGAAAGGGAGAGAAGUCCUCUGUGAGCUCACCAAAACCAAGGGAAAGGGAGACGGGGUGUCCAUCAAGAAUCCGAAGUUGUGUCCAUAUGAGAUGUCCAACAGCAGUGUUUCCUUUUUCCUAAACAACUUGUACGGUUCUCAGGGCAGCUAUUACUACUGUAGCCUGUCAAUUUUUGAGCCACCUCCUUUUCAAGAAAAGAUCUCUGAUGGACAAUAUUUGUAUAUUUACGAAUCACAGCUCUGCUGCCAGCUGAAGCUCUGGUUGCCUGUAGGGUGUGCAGCUUUUAUUGUGGUAUACAUUUUUGGAUGCAUACUUAUCUUCCGGUUUGCAAAAAAGAAGUACGGAUCCAGCGUGCAUGACCCCAAUAGUGAAUACAUGUUCAUGGCAGCGGUCAACACAGCCAAAAAGUCUAGACUUGCAGGCAUGCCCUCAUAAUCUGGACCACUCUGGCAUCCAUGGAGGAAGCACCCUGACCAGUUCCCCUGAAACUUGAACGGAGAAAUUCUAUUUUCUGGACCACAGGGCAUCUGACUUGAUCUGACUACAGCAAUCUCCUUUGGGUAUUUUGUUUGGAUCAGUGACUAUUGGGCACUCAGAAUUUCAACAGACUGCCUGGGAAUUGCUGAGUUCUUUUAAGGCAAACACCUUCUUAUAGAAGGUCCCGCUCAUGUGUACUCAACAAACAGACCUCACUGGCUUAGAAUCCCCUCUCUCUGCACCUGCUUCUAGCUACACACCGGCCAGUAAAACAAACACACCGACAACAUUUUCACAAAAAUGCCAAGGGUAUUAAUCUGCAAAGUGCACGGGCAGCCAAGGGCCAGCAUCUGCCCUCAUUUUUCAGAUUAUUCUUGCUGUAGUGAUCAAUAGUCCUUCUAGAACCAGACAGCAGAGGGAGAUGCUUCAUAACGGUAGCUCUUGUGUUUCUGAGAUGUUGAUGUAUAUAUUGCAUUGAACUCAUAUAUUAGUGCCAACACAACAUUCUCUUCCAGCUUCUAGACUCCAGUUCAUCACUGCUCGAGGGGUUUAGAUGCCUUCUCUUGCCUUCAAUUUUCCCUUGAAAGAUUCUUCCACAUGUCUGCUUGGCAGCCUGCAGCCACUCCAAGGAGGAAGUCUACAUUUCCUCCCUUCUGUUGCUCAAAAAAAAAAAAAAAUUAGUGGAUAUAAUUUUCUAUAUUCUCCCUGCCAAAGUAGUUUUUUUUUUCCUUCCAAGACAUCUUAUUUUCUCAAAUUCAGUUAAAAUGUGUUGAUACUAGUGGUAGGAAACAUUGCUCAGAAUCAAGAGCAAAUUAAUUUUGUUAUUGUGUUUUCUACCAUUAUCUGUGUUUCCAUGGUGCUAUUAAUCACAAGCGUAGCUAUUUUUGUAGAUCAUAUUAAAGUUGCAAGCAAGCAAAGCAACCCAUGGUUAAUGGGCAAAUGCUCUCCUGGGGUAGAAUGGAUGAUCUAUUUAGCCUGAAAGCUACAGUUUCUGGAAAUGGCAGCCAAACUGUGGCCAUCCUUCCUCUGGAUUUGACAGAUGGAAAUGGUUUCCAUGAGCCUGUGCUGGAAUGCCAAGGUUGGGAGAAGUCAUUGAGCCUGGGACAAGCAGCUUCCUUUGGUCUCUAGGAUCUGUGAAGAUGCACAGAGGAGCCAAGACAGAGUUCCCUCUCCUCAAAACUAUGCAGCCUGGAAGUCAGCCCUGGCACUUUAGGAUAGUCUUUAGAACAUGAGUUAGCUGGAAGGAUUCUGAAGUGCAAGCAGUACGUGAUUGCUCUGAGCUGGACCAUUUUCUCCACGUUCCUGUCUGCAUGCCUAAGGCUUCUGGAGCAGCCAAUGUGUAUGCAACAUUUUUUUUUUUUUUAAACUUUAAGUAAAACAAGGCUGCUUCAUAGUCUUAAAUUGUAGUUGUCUACUUACAGUUUACUUUAAAAGUGAGACCUGAUGUAUCAUUAUAUACUUAUUAAGUUAAGCAUGUGUAAUGCUGGCUAUGUACAGUACAGUACUGAACUUGUAAUUUGAAUCAAGUAUGGUAUUCUCUCUUUUCAGCCGACUCAGGCAGCCUGGCUGGCUUUGCAAGGGCAUUUCCCUGAGUUAGAUGUACCUUUCUGGGUGGGGGUGAAGGUGCGGAGGCUGGCCUUCACAUUGUUCUAUGAAGGAUCUCCAUCCCAACACUGAACAGUUAACAAUGAAUUAUUAAAGAAUGAAAUUUCUGUGAAAUAGAAACUGGCUUAAAGAGGAGCCACUUGUUACAAGAUAUUAGCAAUAGUAAGAGUUAAAGGAUAAACAUUUGUGUCUAGCAAUGGACUAUAAUCUCACUGUUUUCGGGUGGGGGGGCAGAGAAGUGAUGACCUUAGCUGCCACAUACAAAUUAGCCCUUGCUUUCCAAUGACUUGUGUGCUGUGUAAGAUAUUUGCUUCCUUCAUCUUGCUCUCUCCUCUUUAAACUUUGAAAUAUCUACAAACUUCUAAAAGAGCCAGAAGCACAGGACAAAGAGUAUUCUGCUUCUGAGUUAGUUCUGCAUUGACCUCCUAGUCCCAUGGAAUGGUGCUGCCCAUUUCCUUCAGAAAAGAACGGUGUACUCUGAGGACUGGACUACCGCCGAUAUCAGAAGAUUACAAUCUAGUCUUCGUUCUGCAUUCAAGAUCUGCCCCUUGCUUCUAAGAUACAUGUAGGAGCUGAAGGUUCUCCUGGGGACUUCCCUUUGUGUUCAGUUGCUCUGUCUCUGGAGUGUUCGGUCUGGACAGUUCUUCAGUCUGUGACGGCUCUUUUGCAUACCACAAGCCAUUAUUUUGUAGAAUGUUCCUUGUUCGGGCUACUCUGAUGCUUCUUCACGAAUAAAAUGAGGUUAUUCAUCUUUCUCAGAAAUAACACAGAACUGGUAUUGUGUUCUUCCAAUUGCGCCCUAAAGGGCAGCUCACAGCUUUGGUUUGUUAUGUUUCUGCUAAUGUUCAUUUUCAUCACUUGACUAAGGUCAUGUCUGUCACGCUUCUCCAUUGUAAAGUUAAUAAGUAAACCCCCAUAGUUAAUAAACUCUUUUGUGAGAAAGUA
Molecule: messenger RNA, 3261 nt
Organism: Peromyscus leucopus (white-footed mouse)
Lineage: Eukaryota; Metazoa; Chordata; Mammalia; Rodentia; Cricetidae
Gene: Icos
Product: inducible T cell costimulator
Exons: 5
Coding region: 67-669 (200 amino acids)
Biological process (GO): T cell tolerance induction; cell-cell adhesion; T cell costimulation
Source: RefSeq, a predicted model, not a curated record